Molecule: messenger RNA, 1633 nt
Organism: Macaca mulatta (Rhesus monkey)
Lineage: Eukaryota; Metazoa; Chordata; Mammalia; Primates; Cercopithecidae
Gene: KCTD4
Product: potassium channel tetramerization domain containing 4
Biological process (GO): protein homooligomerization
Molecular function (GO): protein binding
Source: RefSeq, a predicted model, not a curated record
AGAGGCUGAUACGCCACCUACUGCAAAACCGAGCUGACAGCGCAGGCGAUGCUGCCAGCGUUUCCAUUCCAUCACCAGGCUGGGGCUGAAUAAAGGCGUGCUUGUGUGGUAGUGUUUCUUUUUAAAAAAUCUCAAAGCCAAGAAGAACAAGCUGAAAUAGCAUCUUCAAAAAAUGGAGCGUAAAAUAAACAGAAGAGAAAAAGAAAAAGAGUACGAAGGGAAACACAACAGCCUGGAAGAUACUGAUCAAGGAAAGAACUGCAAAUCUACACUGAUGACCCUCAACGUUGGUGGAUAUUUAUACAUUACUCAAAAACAAACGCUGACCAAGUACCCAGACACUUUCCUUGAAGGUAUAGUAAACGGAAAAAUCCUCUGCCCGUUUGACGCUGAUGGUCAUUAUUUCAUAGACAGGGAUGGGCUCCUCUUCAGGCAUGUCCUAAACUUCCUACGAAAUGGAGAACUUCUAUUGCCCGAAGGGUUUCGAGAAAAUCAACUUCUUGCACAAGAAGCAGAAUUCUUUCAGCUCAAGGGACUGGCAGAGGAAGUGAAAUCCAGGUGGGAGAAAGAACAGCUAACACCCAGAGAGACUACUUUCUUGGAAAUAACAGAUAAUCACGAUCGUUCACAAGGACUGAGAAUCUUCUGUAAUGCUCCUGAUUUCAUAUCAAAAAUAAAGUCUCGCAUUGUUCUGGUGUCCAAAAGCAGGCUGGAUGGAUUUCCAGAGGAGUUUUCAAUAUCGUCAAAUAUCAUCCAAUUUAAAUACUUCAUAAAGUCUGAAAAUGGCACUCGACUUGUACUAAAGGAAGACAACACCUUUGUCUGUACCUUGGAAACUCUUAAGUUUGAGGCUAUCAUGAUGGCUUUAAAGUGUGGCUUUAGACUGCUGACCAGCCUGGAUUGUUCCAAAGGGUCAAUUGUUCACAGCGAUGCACUUCAUUUUAUCAAGUAAUUACCUGUGUCACGAACAAAGGCAACAAGCAUGCAGCCAGCAAGCUUCGGAAAACCACAGCAUCAAAGGCAUCCCAAAUAACAUGCCCAGCUAGCUCUGUACUACAGAGCCCUGCUACUAAUCAAUUACUGUGAGCUAACGGUAUGUAAAUUCUAUCGCUAAAGAUGUCCUUCCUCUGGGGUGUUCCUGCUGAUCAGACUCUUCCACCUAAGAUGAAAACAGUAACCUUCUAUAUAUUGUAAAUAAAGACUGAAUGCUUUUGCUAUUUAUUUGUCCUUAAGCUGUCUUUCAAUCAGAUUGUCUUGGGUAUUUGCACAAAAAACAAAGCAUGUACAUUAUCUAUCGUUCAUUUCAGUAACUGGUAAUAAAAUAUUUUAAGGGGCUAUUAAGAUUUGAAAUCCUUUCUACUAUGGCAAAAAUCUACAGAGAAACUGAACUGGUAAAAUUAACCACCUGGAGCAAAACAGAUGUGCAGAUCUAACUAAAACAGAGCUAUAGUGAAGCAAAAUGAGAUUGUAAGAAGACAUUAAAGCUAUUGAUUUGAUUUUUCCAUAGCAGGCACCAAAAGCUCAUAUUCACAGUUCCUGUGUUUCAUACUAGACUUAUAGCUGAAUUGGUAUUUUGCUGAAAAUUCCUAGAAAACUGCUUGAUGACAAUAAAAAGUAAAUAAAAGCACUGCUA